AUGUCACUGGGAUUCAGCAAACCGGUGAUCCCCUUCGUCUGGCUUGCCGGACCGCUUGCCGGCGUGGUUGGGCAACCAUAUUUUGGUCUGUGCAGCGACCAAUGCCGAAUCCGCUGGGGUAGACGAAAGGCGUUCAUUGCGGGAGGCGCCUUGGUCAUCUUAAUUUCCCUGCCUGCGCUGGCGUGGACGGAAGAAAUUGUACACACGCUUGCGUGGAUUGCCAGUGAACGGCUUGACUAUCAUGUCCUACAAACGACAAUCAAAACAAACGCUGCUAUUCUUAUAUGGGUCUUGAACUUCGCCAUCCAGCCUCUUCAAUGUGGGCUUCGCGCUCUCAUUGUCGAGACUUGCCCCCCGGAGAAGAUGGACACAGCCAACGCGUGGGCUAGUCGUAUGAUCAGCAUAGGAAGCCUUCUAGGCUAUGGUUCCGGAUUCGUGGACCUCUCGCAACUGAUGCAUAUUGGAGGUGGUCAUGCACAAUUCAAGGCCCUUGCCGUGUUGGCAACUUGCGGCUUGGCCGUCACGGUCUUUGUGUGCUGCUGUACGAUCCGGGAACGAGAUCCAAAUGAGGAUGGGCCACCGAGCAGAGAACUAAGAAGCACGAUCGGCAAGUUCAAGCACAUAUACGGUAGCAUUUCCAAGAUACCGCCACAGGUUGCCAUGAUCUGCAAGGUACAGCUCUGUUCUUGGCUCGGGUGGUUCUCGUUCAUGUACUACAUCACAACAUACAUCGGUGAAAUAUAUUUGCGCGAUAUCCAUCCUGUGGACAUCACCGCCCAAAAGAAAGCAAACCAACACGGCUCGCUCGCACUGCUGCUGUUCGCCUUUUCUCAGCUUCUUGCCAGUAUCAUAGCCCCCUAUCUCAUCGCUAAGCCAGAGAACGACCUGCAGUCAAUCCCAAGCACUCUUGUCGCGCGGACGACAGCCCUGCCUCGAUUCCUAGCCCGGCAACUCAGUACCACCUGGUCAUCUCUGUGUAGCCUCUGGAUACUCUCCCACGCCAUAUUCGCAACCUGCAUGUUCAGCACGCUCCUGAUCAGCCGCAGCGUCUUCGGCGCCACCGUUAUUGUUGCCUUUGUAGGCAUAAGCGCGGCGCUCUCACAGAUUGUUCCCUUCACCCUCAUCAGCCUCAUACUCUCGCGGCACCACGAGCAGCCCAUCUACCGCGCCCCUUCCUCGGACGCUGCACAUGAGAUCACAACAGAAAAGUUUACAGCCAACUACGAGAUCCAGCCCGGUAUCGUCAUGGGCAUCCAUAACAUGUCCAUCGCAGCCCCACAGCUGAUUGCGGCGCUGGGGAGCAGCGCCAUUUUCUUCCUGCUCGGGACUGAUGGCCAAAGUGGGGACGAAAGCAGGAGCACAGCCUGGGUUUUGCGAGCGGGAGGCCUGGCGGCCAUCGCAGCUAUUUGGAUGACUCUCAAAUUGCGGAAAGGAAGUUGA
This is a messenger RNA of Diaporthe batatas, 1440 nucleotides long. RefSeq lists its product as uncharacterized. Gene Ontology annotation, molecular function: sucrose:proton symporter activity. Gene Ontology annotation, cellular component: membrane. The transcript has 3 exons. Lineage: Eukaryota; Fungi; Ascomycota; Sordariomycetes; Diaporthales; Diaporthaceae. The record is from RefSeq and is a predicted model, not a curated record. The coding region runs from base 1 to 1440 and encodes 479 amino acids.